Molecule: messenger RNA, 917 nt
Organism: Girardinichthys multiradiatus
Lineage: Eukaryota; Metazoa; Chordata; Actinopteri; Cyprinodontiformes; Goodeidae
Product: telethonin
Exons: 2
Coding region: 190-669 (159 amino acids)
Biological process (GO): skeletal muscle contraction; cardiac muscle contraction; skeletal muscle myosin thick filament assembly
Cellular component (GO): Z disc
Molecular function (GO): protein-macromolecule adaptor activity; titin Z domain binding; structural constituent of muscle
Source: RefSeq, a predicted model, not a curated record
AGUAACAAGACGGGACAUUUAAGACAUCGCAACACAGAGAAUCUCAUCUCAGAUGUCUUCAUGCAUAUACUGACACAAACAUCAUUGACUACUUGUUUGCUUGUUGUGUUCUUCUCCCUUUAUUAAGUUUUAUUCAGCCUCAGUCUCGGCACACAUCAAGAAUUACAGACACCGAUACAUUCUUCCACCAUGCACUGUGUGAGCAGGGGGGGCAGCUACCUUGUGAACUCCUACUGCGAUCUUCAGGAGGACAAUCUGUGGAAGAAGGAGAGCUACAGUAGCUGCUGGAUAAAUGUGGUGCUGGAAACAAGACCUCAGUACAGGAUGACGCUGUCAGAGACAGACAGCGUUCACAGAGAGAGUUACAAGCAGCAGCAGGUGGCCCACCUAAUGGUUGAGAGGAGUCCCAGGCAGACACUGAAGCUGGGGACAGAGAGGGGAGUCACAACAGAGUACCAGCUGCCUUUCUUCAACAAGUGCAAAGAACCACAACGUUUCACCCGCACAGAAGAGCCUGUCAUUGUAGGAAAGGGAAAGCUUGAAGCAAACAGAGAGGAAGGCCCCACCAAAACUCAGGACCUCUGCAAGCCAGUCAGAGAGAACUUCAGAGCUUCAAGUCUUAUGUCCGCUCCAAGAGAAGUCUCCCAUCGAGUACAGAGGAGGGUGUGAAGCAAGGAGGGGAAGAGAAAUUAGAACUGCAGCUCUGCAAAUAAAAUCUAAACAGAGUAAUCUAGAUUCUUAUUAUUUACACACAAUUGGAAUCAAGACAGUAAUUAAACAGAUAUCAGGUCUAAUCUGCUAAGCUUGUAUUUAUAUUAUGAUCACUUUUCAACAGUGAAUACAAAAUAUAUUUACAAUAAACAAUAUAUGUCUGCAAACUGCGAGGUAUUCUUGUGAAAUAAAACUAGAUAAAAGCA